GCCUCGUUUUGUUCACCUUUUUCGACAUGCUUUGGAAGAUACGUUGGAAGAGAAAUCGCACGUAGGAGUUAAAGUUGACGGUAAUCUGUGUGAUGUCGAUAAUGACGACGACCCAACCUUUUUGCAGCAACUGUUGAUUGUCCCCUGA
Paraglomus occultum is the source of this 148-nucleotide messenger RNA. Lineage: Eukaryota; Fungi; Glomeromycota; Glomeromycetes; Paraglomerales; Paraglomeraceae. The record is from the annotation of a GenBank genome assembly.